UCUGUUGAGAACUUUAGAGAUAAAAUGGAGGUGCUUUAACCAGCAUUAACUGUUUUAGUCUACAACUUCGGAAAUCUCUCAAUAAAUGCACCCGUUCCAUUCUCACCACUCCCCAACUUCAGUGCUCUCUUCUCCUGUUGUCCUCCCAACCCACUAACCUCGCCGGAAACCGCCGUCAACCACCACCCAAUUCCACCACAGAACAAUGUAAAAAAAACCCAUUUCUCAAUCACUAACUAAUUUACUAUAAACCCAAAUGGGUUGCUGCCUCAGCACCACCAACAAGCCUUCCUCAGCUCCACACAGCCACCGGCAUUCAUCGAGAUCCGAGAAGCCAAGCAGAGCACCACCGCCUCCGCCAUUGGAAGAAGAGACGGUCAAGGAAGUGCUGUCCGAGACUCCGACCCGCAAACCUCCUGUCCCCAAGUUCGAAGACGAAGACGAAAAAACUACGGCCAAACACAACAAUGUCGACAAGAACCCUCCAUUGAUGACCACAGAGGACAUCUCCGAGGUCUCUGAGAUCUGUAGUUUCAGCGAAACCGUGUCUACGACCACGUUUACCGAUAAAAGAGACGACGAAGAUGACGACGGCGAGGUUCGGCAGAGGGUGGUAAAUAGGUCACCGGCGAAAUUCAGAAACCGGUCAUUUACCGGUGAUGUUCCGGCUAGGAAAGAGAGGUUGGUGGGUAAGUCUCCGACGAGGAAAUCCGAAGCGUCCCCGGGUCGGGUCAGACCCGUGAUUUCCAAAGACAGGCGUGGGUUGGUAACCAAAGGACAACGGCGGGUCUCCGGAGACAAUCCCGGGAGGAGAUCGAGGUCACCUGCUACUCGGACGGACGUCGGGGGGAAACGGUCAGGUGUGGGUGAGAUGCCGUCGGCGAGGAAGUCUCCGGAUCGGGUUAGAUCCGAAAUGAGUGGGAAGAUCCAGAAGGUGGAGGAGUCGGGUAGAGAGGGCCCGACGUCGACGACGAGCGAGUCACUGGAAAAUCCACUUGUGUCCUUAGAAUGUUUCAUAUUCCUAUAGGGCAUUCCCUGGUAAGAACUGUAAUUUUGUGGCAAUGUUGUGGACAAAAAUGACUUCUGCUCACGUCCUUUUUGGGUCAUCAAUCAUACUACGUAGAUAUUGAAGUGUUGUCAUUAAUCAACAUGUGUUUUCUUCAUCGAUAA
Messenger RNA from Cornus florida, 1170 nucleotides. RefSeq lists its product as uncharacterized. NCBI's taxonomy places the organism in Eukaryota, Viridiplantae, Streptophyta, Magnoliopsida, Cornales, Cornaceae. The transcript has a single exon. The record is from RefSeq and is a predicted model, not a curated record. The coding region runs from base 257 to 1027 and encodes 256 amino acids.